Molecule: messenger RNA, 3015 nt
Organism: Saccostrea echinata
Lineage: Eukaryota; Metazoa; Mollusca; Bivalvia; Ostreida; Ostreidae
Product: transcription factor IIIB 90 kDa subunit-like
Exons: 19
Coding region: 386-2413 (675 amino acids)
Biological process (GO): transcription preinitiation complex assembly; transcription by RNA polymerase III; DNA-templated transcription initiation
Cellular component (GO): nucleus; transcription preinitiation complex; transcription factor TFIIIB complex
Molecular function (GO): RNA polymerase III type 3 promoter sequence-specific DNA binding; RNA polymerase III general transcription initiation factor activity; TBP-class protein binding
Source: RefSeq, a predicted model, not a curated record
CUCGAAUGAGCCUGAAGCUGUUUUUCUAUAGCUGUAUUAGGCCUAAAUUUUGUAAUUCUUUCUUGUGAGUUUUUAAUAUAUACAAAUAUGAAAUGAAUCGUGUCCAUAAAGAUUUCGCUCGCCAUUGGUUGUGAUCCGUGUGGUUUUUACCAUAUCUGAAGAAAAUUCUUCUCCACAACUUUGUUUAUUUUUUUUUUCUUUAUCUGUCUAGUAUCAAGUGAAAUUGUAUGUAUACAUGGAUAGAGGACGAAGACAUGAGGAGUAACUUGGAAUAACAUUGAUUUUAUAUAGCUGUGUGCUCCCACGAGUGUGUGUAUGCCAUUGUAGCUCAGUAGUUUUGCCUGUGGAUGAUAGAGUUUGGGGCACUCAAGUCAAAUCUAUACGCAUGUCAAGUACAGGUGUGUGCACCCACUGUGGUUGUACAGAGAUUGACAAGGAUCCAGCAAGGGGUGAUGCUGUCUGCACAAACUGUGGCUCUGUGUUGGAGGACCAGAUUAUCGUGUCCGAAAUCCAGUUUGAGGAGCAUGCUACUGGGGCAUCUUCGGUAAUUGGACAGUUUGUCUCUACUGAUGGCUCAAAAUCACACUCAUUAGGUAUCAGUUUUCCUCAUGGAAUGAAAAGGGAAUCACGAACAGUUACAUUUGAUAAUGGUCGAAAACGAAUUCAACAGCUUGGAGUCCAGUUGAAAUUGAAUCAGCACUGCAUAGAUACAGCUUUCAACUUUUUCAAGAUGGCUGUAAACAGACGAAUGACACAGGGUAGAAAAACAACUCAUGUUAUAGCUGCCUGUCUGUAUAUUGUGUGUAGAACAGAAGGCACACCUCAUAUGCUGCUGGAUAUAAGUGACCAGUUACAGAUAAAUGUAUACAGUUUAGGAAAAACCUAUCUCCAGCUCUCCAGAGCUCUGUGUAUCAACAUUCCUGCUAUAGAUCCCUGUUUGUAUAUUCCAAGAUUUGCACACAAGCUUGAGUUUGGUGACAAAACACAUGAGGUUUCUAUGACUGCACUUCGUCUUGUAUCUCGAAUGAAGAGAGACUGGAUGCACACUGGGAGAAGACCCUCAGGACUAUGUGGUGCAGCUCUUCUUGUGGCAGCUAGAAUGCAUGAUUUUUCAAGAAGUGUUAAAGACUUAAUAAAGAUUGUCAAAGUUUGUGAUACCACCAUUAGGAAAAGAUUAACAGAGUUUAAAAACACUCCAUCGAGUCAGCUGACAAUUGAGGAGUUUCAGACUAUUGAUUUAGAGGAGGAACAGGACCCCCCUUCUUAUACCGAGGGAAAAGCCAAAGCAUUGAAGGCAAAACAGCUACAGAUUGAACAAGCCAUGUUUCCACAAAUUGAAUCAGAAAUGUCUGACCUGCAGAAAGAAAUAGAAAAGGGCUUGGUUCCUGUUAAACCUCGGGGAAUCUGGGCAGCUUAUGCAAAUGCCUCCAGUUCACCAGAUAUAAGUGCGGAAAACUCUCGAGCCAACUCGCCUGACAUGGCUGACAGCGAGAUAAAAAAUGUCAGUGAUUUCUUAGAAAACGAGACUCUGAAACCAUGUCUGGAUGAAGAUGACCUUGUUACCAAUGAAAAGCCUCUGAAACAGGAAGUAAUAAUGACGGAUAAGAAACCACUGCAGGAAACCAUAGGAAUGAUUGACGUUGUCAAAAAAUGUGUCAAUAAAGAGGAGGUUGACGAGGAUGCAGAGAAAACAGCUGAUGGGGAGUUAGAUCUGACCGGGAUUGAUGAUGAUGAAUUGGAGAAGCAAUUUGUGUUAACGGAGGAGGAGAUUAAAUUAAAAACUAGUUUGUGGAUGGCUGAGAACAAAGACUACCUCACUGCUUUGAAAGAGAAAGAGGAGAGAUUGGCUAAAGAGAAAGAAGAAGAGGCUAAAAAUCCAGAGAAGAAGAAACCUAAAAGAACUCGAAAGAAACGAGUGCCCAUUCAGGCAGCGACAGCAGAGGAGGCAAUAUAUAAGCUGAUUCACGAGAAAAAGAUCUCCAACAAGAUAAAUUAUGAUGUCCUUAAUGACUUAAAGUGCCAGUCGGGUCCCCCUCCUGUUACAACUGCGUCCUCCCAAACCUCCCUCACAACCCCUAAAAUAGACGAUACAACUACUGUCAAUCUAGCAAAGAAAACCAUGCCAAGUAGUGUCAAGAAAGAAGCAGAGGAACCAGAAAAAAAGAGAAUGAAGCUUGAGAAGAGAGAGGAUGAGGACUUGAAUGCUGGUGUUAAAGAGGGAGAGACAUCUGCUGUGGUUGUUGAACACGGGCCUGUUCAGUACAUCCAGAAUCUCAAAGAAGAAGAAGCCAAUCUGGAGGAGGAAGAGGAGGAGGAGUUUUAUGAUGAGGAUGAACCAAUCAGUGCUGCCCAACUUCUGGGUCAUCAUCAGGUUCAAGACUAUGAUGAUCCUGACUUGUAUGAUGAUGACUGAAGACACAAUCUGAACAGAAAGAAAUCCACAGAUUCUAUUACUAAAGGCCAGUAACUCCUUUCAAACCCAAACUGGGCUAUGGAAGGCAGAAAGUAGGCACUGCUGAAACAUGGAACAACACAUUAUUAUGCAGCCCUGUGUUUCCAAUUGAAUAAAACAGGAUGAGACCAUAAUAGAUGUUUUGAUGUUGCAAAUAACAGCGGUUGCAAAACUUAAUUUUUUUAACAUUAGGGAGUUGAUUUAGAAUGAAAUGAAUGGCAUCUGUACCUAACAUUAUUCAUAGUUACCGGGUAAUUUGUCAACUUUCUCCAGGUUAGUGAGAUGAGGUCAAAGAAUUUCUCUUGAUUUACUUGAAAGCAUCAAAUCUGAAUAUCAGCAUUUUAUAACUUCUCAAUUUUUCCCCUCUCUGGUAACCUUGAAAAAUGUCAUUUCUACUACAGAAUGGUAUUAAUCAUUUGAUUCUUCUUAUGCUGAAUUAUAGACAAAAUGCAGUGCAAUAAAAGCUGAUGAAUUGGUAGUCUUUUUGUUAAAAUGAAAUGUUAACUUUAUAUAAUUAAUUUAUUGAAGCUGUGACUGAAAAAAUACUCAAUUUUGGCAAACAA